Messenger RNA from Varroa destructor (honeybee mite), 2526 nucleotides. RefSeq names its product eukaryotic translation initiation factor 4B-like. The record is from RefSeq and is a predicted model, not a curated record. NCBI's taxonomy places the organism in Eukaryota, Metazoa, Arthropoda, Arachnida, Mesostigmata, Varroidae. Gene Ontology annotation, molecular function: RNA binding.
AAUCAAUCCUUGUCUACGGCGACCCUUGCAUCGCUAGAAACCUGCAACUGAGAAUGAUACAUUUCGUGAUUAGGAAAAUCGAACGCGGAAGAGGUCGGUGUUGGAUGCGUUAACGUGGUCCACGGGGCUGCAAUCAAAGCGGUGCUGUUCCAUUCUUUCGAUUUCUGUGAAAUUGCGAAGAAAUCGCGACAAAAUGAGUAAAAAGAAAAUGAAGGGGCGUACAAUGGAGCUGACCGAUUUUCUUUCGGAAGGUGGAAAGCCGGUGCAAGCUGGGUAUACGCUAGUCCAAAAGAAAAUUGACUGGUCCGACGAAAACAAUUACACACAAACGAUCCACGAGAUGGUUCUUCCCACAGCUCCGAUGUCUUCCCGAGGAGGUCGGGUUGACGACUCAAAGGUCCCAACGGAGCCACCAUAUACUGCUUACCUCGGAAACCUUCCAUUUGAUAUCGGCGAAGAGGAAAUUGCAAAUUUUUUUCAUGAACUAAAGAUAUCAUCGAUUCGUCUCGUCACCGACAGCGCCAAACGACCAAGGGGUUAUGGCUACGCCGAGUUCGAGGACCGUCGUUCGCUCGUUGAAGCGCUCGGCUUCGAUGGGGAUCAGUUGAGAAACAGGCCAAUUAAAAUUGGCUUGGCAAGCGAGUACGAAGAUUACAAAGGUCCGUUUGGCAUCAGAGACCGGACAGGCUUUGGCCUUCGAAGCGAUCGUAAUGAUAGACCCGAAAGGGACCUGGGCACCGAUUGGCGAGCCUCCCGCAGAGAAGAUCCCCCGAUGAGUCGCGGUUAUGAAGACAGCAGAGGCUACUCGAGGGCUGGUGAUCGGUAUGGUGACCGUUAUGGCGACAGGGAUCGCGGGGGCUUUGGUGACAGGGAUCGUGAGAUGAGUCGCGACUGGAGGUCGAGCGAAGGCCGAGGUGGUUUUGAACAACGGGACAAUCGUGAUCGUGGUGGAUUCGGCGGUCGCUACGAACCGCCACGAGACUCGAGGGACUACCGUGGAGAUGAUUCGGGAGGACCACUUGAAAGACCGAAGUUGAAUUUAGCUCCGAGAACGAAGCCCGUCGAGCCCAUUAAGGUGAUUCCGAUUAAAGCAGACGAGCCGGCUCCCGAACCGCCUCGACCAAAGAUUGAUAAGCCCAAGAAUGCCGACAUCUUUGGAGCUGCCAAGCCGGUCGAUACGGCCGCCCGAGAGCGAGAGAUCGAGGCAAAACUCGCUGCCCAAGCAAAGGAGGCUGCCAAAGAAGAGGAAGAACGCGAAAAAGAGAGACUUGCACAAGUUCAGUACGUAAACCACGAGAAUAACAACGAGCCCACUCCACGUUCCUAUCAGCAACCCAGACAAGAGAGAUCGUGGCGUGAUGAAUCUCGCGAAGAAAAAGAAAAGCGAGAACGCGACCGGAAGGCUCGUGCCGAUAGAAGAGUGGCAGCCCCACAGCAGCCAAACGAAAAUGAAACCAUCGUGGUGACUAGCAGGAAUAAAUUUUCCGAUCUAGACGACGCUGAUGGUGCCCCAUGCGAAAGCGAGGGCGAAGUAGAUGAAGAUCACGCAACCGUCGACUGCUGUAAAUAACGAAAUGAAGAGAGAGAAAGAGAGAGAGACAAAAAGAGAAAAAUAUGAUAAUAAUAAUAAGAAUACUAAUGAUGCUUCUAACAAGAACAAGACGACAUAUAUUCUUAUUAUUAUUGCUAUUAUCAUUAAAAAACAAAGCACAACUAUGAACCAGGCGGUUAUAAAAGUAACGGUGAUGAUGAUAAUCAUCGAAACGAUCAACACAGCAACUGAACCACAAAAGUUGGCAAGUUGGCGUUGGCCAACAAAAAGAGAACACCAUACAACGUCGCGCACGAUCAUGGUUUCCCAUGAUAGUAACAAAAGCAUUAUUACCCCAGCAUUGUCCGUCGUGGCAUCCUCCUCGAAAUCGAAUGUCGUUAGUGUUGUUGACGUUGUCAUUUUUGAAAACAACAGCAGCAGCAGCAACAGAAACAGAAGGAAGAGUAGAGUUAUAAACAGCCACAGGUAACCUAUAUACUUCCCUACCCUCGGUGGCGGGGCGACCCGUCAGCUCUUAACCCGUUCGUUCCCAAAGACGCAAAUGACGAGCAUCGAGCGAAAAUAAGGUGCAGAUUUAACACAAUGUGGCCACACUUAAAAAUGCACUAAAUCAACUUGCAUACAAACAGGCUUCCGUUUUUUGAUUGAGUUAGUGAGCCUUUACCGAUCGGAGCAAGUUGCAAAUUAAUUCCAGUGUGGGUAUUUUGUUCAAAUAUAAAUAUGACCAGAGGGAGUCGAGUCUCGUGGAGGGUGAGAAGGAAUUUUCAAACGUUCAAUUGUGGCGGAUUCAAACGAUGAUGUUUAUGAUAAUUAUGACGACGACGAUGAUGAUGUUGAUCAGAUAAUAAAUAAUACAUUAAAAAAGAUAAACUAAACAACUGCAGUAAACGUAUGGAGGCGUAAUGAACAACGUACGAUGACAAAAAGCAACAUGGCAAGGAAAAUAACAAAAAGGAGCGUAAAACAACGAUGAC